GUUAACUGGAAGUCUGGAAACUGGAACUUGACAUGCCUGCGUCCUGCCUCGUGAACCGACGAGAAGAUGGCUCAAUUUUCGAAUUGUCGUGGGUUUGAGAAGAGCAACCCAUGAUAUCUACGAUACCUCAGCGCCGCCAGAGCGGCGGCGUGGUUCCGAUGUCACGGCAUUGGUAUGUUUUUGAAUGAGUCGCACUUUGUCCACAACCUACAUCAUGUACGAGCUUUGACAUUCUCUUUGCAGAGCUCUUUGUGACGCGCAAUUCAUGAUAAUUCACACGUACAUAUACGUAAGGUUUCUGAAGCGAAGAUACGUCGGCAGGACAUUACCUUCUUCGCAUCGGGAGCAACAUUCGACAGGCACAUGUCCUUUGCAAGUGAUCUGCGUCUGUUUGCUCCAUCUAUCUCUCCUCUUCCUCCCACACCUUGCUCACUGCAAGCAGCACAACUUGCUUUCAUUCAGGGUGACAGUUGAUGAUGGACGCAUUGCUCUACAGUUCUUUACUCGGCCUUGUUGUUUGGAUUACUGUCGCUUUUCUACGGAAGCAACGUGAUAAUCCGAAGAGACUUCCCUUACCUCCUGGCCCUUCCAAGCGCCCAGUGAUAGAAAUACGGUAAUUGCGUUUAAUACACCGAUGUCCUUGAAGUUAACUUGCACUGUCCGAACCUGCAAGGUGAUAUCAUUCAUCUGAAGGUCCUUAAUCAACACACUAUCAUCAUUUCUUCGAUGGAAGCAGCUUCUGACUUGUUUGACAAACGAUCUGCGAUCUAUUCAGACCGAUUCCAGUCUGUCAUGCUUACUGAACUGAUGGACAUGGGUUGGUCAUUUGGUUUGAUGGACUACGGCGACAUGUGGCGCAAGAUUCGCAAGAUUUUUCAUCAAUACUACAGUGCGAGUACCAUUCGACAGUACGAUGGUCUUCAGUUGGAGAAUGUCCGCGUAUUCCUUAAACGGCUCCAUGCCACCCCCGAGAAGUUCUUUGACCAUUCACGAUUCGUAUUCGCGGCUCUAUUGAUGAACGUGACCUACGGUAUGCACAUAGAAGACGAGCACAACGAACACCUCGUUGAAGCUGAAAAGUGGCAACAUGGGUUCAAUCAGGCCAUACAACCGGGCAGAUUCUGGGUGGACUAUCUUCCUAUUUUGAAGUAUAUUCCAGCAUGGAUGCCUCGCGCCAACUUCAAGAGGCUCGCUUUACAAUGGCGCCAAAACAUGUAUCAUGCCCGUGACCGUCCGUUUGACGGAGCGAAGGCCGACUUGAUAAUAGGUACUGCCACGCCUUCGAUAGUUACAGAGGCCCUUGAGAGUAUCGCAGAUAGUCCAGACAAAGCCGAGCAAGAGUUACUUACCCGAUACAGUUUGGGCGCGGCGUUUGGUGCGGGAGUUGACACUAGCGCUCCGACUCUUCAAUUGUUCUUCUAUGCAAUGCUCACGUACCCAGAGAUUCAGACGAAGGCUCAUGCAGAGCUGGAUAGGGUCGUAGGUCCUUCCAGGCUUCCCACCAUGGAUGAUAGACCCAAUCUUCCCUAUGUGGAAGCGAUACUGAAGGAAGUACUGAGAUGGAAACCGGUCACUCCAUUAGCCCUUCCUCAUUACACUGCAACGAGUGACGAAUAUCGAGGUUACUAUAUUCCCAAGGGAUCCAUUGUUCUCGGUGUGAGUGAAAUCUUCAUUGACUGUUUGUCAUUCACUACUUGUACUGAACAUAUUCAAGAAUGCCUGGCGAGUUUACGUUUCGUCUUUGUCAUUUCUCUAGAAUUCGCAUUGAUUAUCCCAAACAGGGAAAUGCUGCACGAUCCUGUGGAGUAUCCUUGUCCUGACCAGUUUCGACCUCAGAGGUUCCUUAAUCCAGAUGGAAGUUUGAACCCAGAUGUUCCUGAUCCAAGUGUAGCCUGCUUUGGCUUUGGACGAAGGAUAUGUCCUGGUCGCUUUCUGUCUUUGAACUCGUUAUUCAGCGCUAUUGCUGCCGUUCUGCACACGUUCACCAUCACACCAGCAUUGGAUCAAAACGGCAAGCCAGUUGAGGUAGAACUACGUAUGCAGUCAGGCAUGAUACCCCAUCCAGAGCCAUUCCCCUGUUCGAUUCAACCUCGCUCUCUGGCUGCAGAGGCUCUGGUGACCAACUAACCGUUUAUCGUUACCCGGAUAUCGGUCCCAUUUUUGACCUUUCCCCGCUUUCCCUAUUGCCGCAUAUGGCGUGCACUGAACGAAUAACCUUGACUAUCGAAAGACUACUACCCAAAAGACUAAAAUAAGUGUCUACGUGCCAAUCUGACAUGGUGUUGAUACCAAGGAGUGCUGAUCAUUCCACGGUCUGUAUCUCUUUGUCUGUAUUAAAGCUGCGACCGUUUUCUUCCGCCUGCUUCUCAUGUAUCAUUUCUGUAUCACCGAACUCACACAAACUAUUGGAUCACAAGAUUAAUAAGGAGAAGCGACCGUACACAAUUCAACAGACGUACGCCUUAGUCAGGAUGACAGGCAGGGCUAAAAGCGAAGGAGACGCGACUUAAACAUAUGAUACUAAUGGGACUAUGUAAGCCAGGAGAAAAAACUUACUUAAAGCAACAGCUUCGGCCAAGCUUACACAAACGACAAGGCUCGCAAAACUCUUGUCAAAGCUUUGCUGGAAAGUAAUGAUGAUGUCAGCAAACGGUAGCAUCAAGGGUUGUUAGAUUGACGACUCACAGCACAGACUACAGCUAUGGUUGUAGCGAUACACCUGAAUUCAAAGAC
Somion occarium is the source of this 2733-nucleotide messenger RNA. The record is from the annotation of a GenBank genome assembly. Lineage: Eukaryota; Fungi; Basidiomycota; Agaricomycetes; Polyporales; Cerrenaceae.